AUGAGCAACAUAGUCACAGCACUGGCCUUGACAUCCACUGCCUCUGGUGCAUACUCAUAUUCUGCACCAAUGGUGCCAUGUCAGGGCACUGGUGAUGCUGCGACAGAUGAGUAUCAGAGCACUGUCUUGCCACCUCCAACAGUUCAGUCCAUUCUGGCUGCCCAGCCACAUGAUUCACAACCAUUGCUGCUCAGAUUGCCAUGCCUCGUCCAACUACCCCCAGAUGUCUCUGCCAUGAUGCAGUCCCUCACUUCACACAUCAGACCUGAGAGGACCAACAGCUGCUCGAGUUCCUCUGCCACUCCCCUGGGACUGCUCAUCCUGGAUGUUCCUGUCUUAUGGGCAGAUGGGACACACACUCCAAGGUCAGACUCCUGGAAGGACAUUGUGUGCCACUGGACAAAGGGACUGGCCCCAUCACUACUACAAUGGUUCCAAGGGAAUGAGGAUGCAUUCCUCAGAGCUUAUGGAAGUGCUGCCCAUCUAGGACAUACAAGGCUCCUCAAUGCCAUCAUAGCUGCUCACAAAUGGCAUCGUGGGGAUGGGGAGCACUGCCACCAGGCAGAGCAGCAAUGA
Messenger RNA from Pisolithus orientalis, 576 nucleotides. RefSeq lists its product as uncharacterized. The record is from RefSeq and is a predicted model, not a curated record. Bases 1 to 576 code for a protein of 191 amino acids. NCBI's taxonomy places the organism in Eukaryota, Fungi, Basidiomycota, Agaricomycetes, Boletales, Pisolithaceae. The transcript is spliced from 4 exons.